AUGCGCCUCGCGCAGCUCGCGUGUUUCCGCUUUGGGGUCGAAUCGCUCGCGGCGUACGUGAUGGGCGAUGGGGAGGCCUUUCAGGAGGAUGGCGCCCCUUCCGGCGCGGGAAAAACGUCUGGAGAGGGAGGGGACAAGAAGGGGGGGGAGCAGGGGGCUGGUCUUCAUGCCGCCGCGGCCGAGGAGGAAUUUCCCCUCUUCGAGGCCGUCACCCUCAAUAUCUACGCGGAGAACGCCCUCAUGGAUGGGUUGGAUUGUGCCUGGGGCAUCCUGCGUGGCUUCCCCCUCAGCACGGUGCGACCGCAUCGCAGCAAACCGGAUCUCCUGAUCGACUACCCCUACGUCGACGCCCUUUUGAACACCUCGAAGUAUUUCAUCACGUCGAUGAACGGCUCGAUGGAGCUGCAGGCGCAGGAGUUCUUCGGCCCCCUGCUGCGGAAGUCGGGGCUCUACCAGACCGCGUCCGCGUGGCUGGAGAGCCCGCUUAACCACCUCAUGGGGAUGACGGCCGCGGCGAAGGUGCGGUUAUCCGCCCCGCACGUGAACCUCCGCGUGAUGACCGGCGCGCUGGAGAAGGAUAUCGCCCACAUCCUAGAGUUGGUCUCCCACCAGAAGGACCUCAAAGACCCUGUGUUUAUCAUCGCGGUCGCCCAGUACAUCGCGGAGGUCUGCGCGAACCUGGCGGUGAUCUACCGCUGCUCCGCCUCGUUGACGGUCGAUGAGGAGGGCAAAGGGCAUCGGGAAUGGCUGCUCGCGCAAUCCUUUAGCGCGGCGUCGAGUGCGCGGCGGCAGCGCAUUCUCGCGGACCUCCGCACCACCCACGCCGCCGCGAGCGUGCUGCAGAAGUCGGAGGAUCUCGAUAACUACAGCACGCAUCCGGUGGAGCUGAUGAACGUGCGACCACAGGGCUCGUCGUCGACGCAGGCGGCUUCUUCUUGA
Messenger RNA from Phytomonas sp. EM1, 939 nucleotides. The record is from the annotation of a GenBank genome assembly. NCBI's taxonomy places the organism in Eukaryota, Euglenozoa, Kinetoplastea, Trypanosomatida, Trypanosomatidae.